CUCGCCCGCUUUUAUAAGUGGAUUCCACGUGCGUAGAGGCUGCACGGACGACAUGCCAGCAAUGGAUGCCGAUGGAAAAGCGCUGAAGGUUGAACCUGCGGACACAACUUUUAGGAACUAAUGAACUCAGCACCGCGGGACAUAUUCACGCGCAUUCCAACAUGUGGGUUCUCAGCAGGGCACAUCAGCGCGAGCUCCUCCUCCUUUGGACGAGAGGACGACUCCCUCAGUCUGCCUCUCACCAUGUCUCUGCGUCUCUCCUGUUCCCGGAGGACGGCAGCAUCGAACCCGCGGCGAAAAGUCGGCGCGGGGCGUCGGGUACCUCCAAUGACCAACGCAAGAAUGUGGGGUCUGAUGGUUGGCAGAGACAGGAGAGGUCAGCGCACAGUAAAACUUGGAAAAAGGAGAGCCCGGUGGGGCAGAGGAGGGAAGGGGACAGCAGAGUGUCCUCUGAGCUCAGGAGAUUGAGUCUGGAUGACUUCCCUGCAGAAAAGGAGAAGAUGGCAGGACAGAAGUCCACGCCGUACGCCAGGGAAGCGCCCUACGAGGUCGUCUUUGGGGUUGCCCCCUGCCUCUUGGCUCUCACUCAGGGCCGAAGGAGGGCCAGAAAGCUGUUCGUCAAAGACGGCGAGGCCUCCCACCGGGCCUCCGUGUUGGAGGUGUGCGAGGAGGCCCAUCGGCGAGGCGUUCAGGUGCAGCGGAUCAGCAAGAAAGAUCUGGACAAGAUGUCCUCCGGCCGAGUGCAUCAAGGGGUUUGUCUGCAGGCGAGUCCUCUGGCCUACCUCGUUGAAGACAGGGACUCCCCCGCCCCCACCGGGAGAGAGCCCCCCCUCUGGCUCGUCCUGGAGCGGGUUCAGGACCCGAUGAAUCUCGGCGCCAUCCUGCGCUCGGCGUACUUCCUGGGUGUGGACAGGGUCGCCAGCAGUCUCCGCCACAGCUGCCCGCUGUCUCCUGUGGUCAGCAAGGCCAGCUCGGGGGUCAUGGAGGUGAUCGGGGUGUACGGGUACGAGAGCCUCGAAGACAUGCUGAAGGUGAAGGUGGCGCGGGGCUGGCACGUGGUUGGCACGGUGGGGGCCGGGGCGGAGGAGCCCCCGAUCCCCGUGACCUCCUGUUCGGACUUUCGGAUGACCAGACCCACGGUGUUGUUGAUGGGGGGCGAGGGGGAGGGGCUGUCCCGGGAGCUGCUCUCUCUGUGCCAAACCCUCCUCACCAUCCCGGCUGGCAGGGAGCUCUUCCCUGGUGUGGAGUCGCUCAACGUCUCCGUGGCUUCGGGCAUUCUGCUGCACGCUCUGCUGUCCUCCAGGGGCUCCGCUGGACGAUGAUCGCCCUAAGGGGGAGGGGUGGUGUUUAUCUGGUUCUGAAACUCAGUUUAGCCCUGAUCCUCUAUGAGACCUCAGUAAACGAGACGAGAGAAGUUUGUUUAUUUCUACAUACUUCUCCUUAGCGCUCGUCAUCGGUUUCACUGGGUCGCUGAGUCUUUUGAGACCAGAUGACGUCAUGCAGGUUUACCAGAGCCUCCUUCUGCAGAGACCAGUCCACCGUGGACCAACCCAGAUCCGGCUUCACCCAUCCAUGGACCUGCUAUAAGAGCUCCAGAGGGAAGAGGAGAGCUCCGCUCCCCACGGCAGCAGCACCGACUCCUUCAGGAGCUUCUCCUCUUUGGGAGCCAACACCACGCUACGGGGGAGGGAGGCCCAAAACAACCAGAAAUCAAUAAUAAAAAAAGAUGGUGAUGUUCAAUAUUUGCAACUUCUGUCUGUAAAUUAUGAUAACGAAUGUGUAAUAAGUAUAAAAGCCUGGUGUCUUCUUCCGCUGAGCAGUAGAGCUCCAUUAAAAACCUAUUAAUAUGC
Molecule: messenger RNA, 1850 nt
Organism: Gasterosteus aculeatus aculeatus (three-spined stickleback)
Lineage: Eukaryota; Metazoa; Chordata; Actinopteri; Perciformes; Gasterosteidae
Gene: mrm1
Product: mitochondrial rRNA methyltransferase 1 homolog (S. cerevisiae)
Biological process (GO): rRNA methylation
Cellular component (GO): mitochondrion
Molecular function (GO): RNA binding; rRNA (guanine) methyltransferase activity
Source: RefSeq, a predicted model, not a curated record